This is a messenger RNA of Mesorhabditis belari, 2271 nucleotides long. Lineage: Eukaryota; Metazoa; Nematoda; Chromadorea; Rhabditida; Rhabditidae. The record is from the annotation of a GenBank genome assembly.
AUGAAGAUCCUUGUCGAUGGCCUCGAAGUGCUUUUCCCCUACGACUACAUUUAUCCGGAGCAAGUUUUUUACAUGCAGGAACUCAAGAAGAGUCUCGAUGCGCAGGGUCAUGCCAUUCUUGAAAUGCCGUCCGGAACUGGGAAAACUAUCAGCUUGCUAUCGUUGGUGAUGGCUUACAUGACAAAAUACCCACAAAAACUAAACAAAUUGGUCUACUGCUCUCGAACGAUUCCCGAGAUUGAGAAAUGUGUAGAAGAGCUACGAAACCUCUAUGCCUUCUACGAGAAACAAACAAAGGAAGCCCCCGAUUUGAUGGCCGUCGCCAUGUCAGCAAGGAAGAAUCUCUGCAUUAACGAGGAAGUCGCAGCAAUGCGUAUAGGAAGCAGGGUUGAUGGGGCGUGUCAAUCUCGAACAGCUAGUUACAUUCGUGCCAGAAGAGCCGUAGCGCCAGACACGGUACCAUCCCCUUGUGCUUAUUUUGAAAAAAUGCACACACAAGACAUGUAUCAAUUGCCAAAUGGUGUCUACAAUAUUUCUGAUCUCAAAGCGGUCGGUCAAAAAGAGGGAAUUUGCCCAUAUUUUCUCGCGAGAUACGCACUUAACAAGGCUUCGAUUGUUGUUUAUUCGUAUCACUAUAUUCUUGAUCCAAAGAUUGCAGAGCUAGUCUCGAAAGAUUUUGCCCGAAAAACUUGUGUCGUAUUUGACGAGGCACACAAUAUCGACAAUGUCUGCAUUGAAUCAAUGAGCGUUGCAUUGUCGAUUCGAUCAGUUGAAAGAGCGUCCGCCGAGUUAGAUCAAAUCGAUAAACUGGUCACAAAAGCAAAACGAGAAAACGCAGCCCGAUUGCAACAUGAAUACGAAAGAUUAGUGGAGGGAUUGCGAAAAGCCGAGCAAGAAAGAGCAAAUGACGAACGACUCGCAAAUCCCGUACUUCCAGACGCAGUGUUAAAAGAGGCAAUCCCUGGUCAAAUUCGCGAUGCCACUCAUUUUGUUUCAUUCUUGAAGAGAGUGGUUGAGUAUGUUCGUCAUCGACUACGUACAUCACAAGUGUUAAUCGAAUCACCGGCCGUCUUCUUGAAAGAUAUUCAAGAUCGCAUGUUUCUUGAUAGGAAGCCUUUGAGAUUUUGUGCUGAACGUUUUUCGAACCUCGCAAAGACGUUAGAGAUUUCCGAUUUAGCAGAAGUUUGGGCACUUUCUCAAGUUACGGUUUUUGCAACACUUGUAUCAACAUACUCGAAAGGUUUUUCAGUGAUCGUCGAGCCAGGAGAUCAAAGACAGCUUCCUACUAUCACGUUAUCUUGUAUGGAUGCCAGCAUAGCCAUUCGUCCUGUGCUAGAUCGAUUCCAAACGGUUGUCAUCACAUCGGGAACUUUGUCGCCACUUGAAAUCUAUCCAAAAAUGCUUGACUUCGAUCCCUGCGUUAUGGCAUCGUUUACAAUGUCUCUAGCGAGGCCAUGUAUUUCUCCAUUGGUUGUGAGUAAAGGGAAUGAUCAGGUUGCCGUAACAUCUAGAUUCGAGUCACGUGCUGAACCAUCAGUCAUUCGCAACUAUGGCAAUUUGGUCAUCGACAUGGCAAAAAUUGUACCCGAUGGAAUUGUGGUUUUCUUUACUUCCUAUUUAUAUAUGCAAGCCGUUAUUUCUCUGUGGUACGAUCAGCAAGUGAUUGACGAACUAAUGAAACAUAAACUUGUGUUCAUUGAGACAACGGAUGCUAAAGAAACUUCGGUCGCUCUGGAGAAAUACGUGGAGGCAUGCGAUUGUGGACGCGGAGCAAUACUUUUCUCGGUGGCCCGAGGAAAAGUUAGUGAGGGAAUCGAUUUUGCGCAUCAUCUUGGCCGCUGUGUGAUCAUGCUUGGAAUUCCCUACAUGUACACAGAAAGCAAAAUUCUUCGGGCUCGGCUCGAAUAUCUGCGCGAUCAAUUUGGAAUUAAGGAAAAUGAUUUCCUCACUUUCGACGCAAUGCGGCACACAGCCCAAUGCAUGGGUCGGGCUCUUCGUGGAAAAACAGAUUAUGGACUUAUGAUAUUUGCAGACAAGAGAUUUUCUCGAGCGGAUAUGAGAAGCAAGCUACCUCGAUGGAUUCAGGAAUAUCUUGACACCGCAAAUACAAAUCUCUCCGUCGAUGAAGCCGUCCAACUUGCAAGACGAUGGCUGCCACUUAUGGCUCAACCAUUUCAAAGAAAGGAUCAAAUCGGCGUAUCUCUUCUUACACAGUCAAUGGUCACUGCUCAAGUAUUAGCGAAGUUUUCAAAAGUUGUGGAACGAUACGAU